This is a messenger RNA of Seriola aureovittata, 11043 nucleotides long. It is a transcript of the gene rapgefl1, whose product is annotated as Rap guanine nucleotide exchange factor (GEF)-like 1. Gene Ontology annotation, cellular component: plasma membrane. Lineage: Eukaryota; Metazoa; Chordata; Actinopteri; Carangiformes; Carangidae. The coding region runs from base 927 to 2990 and encodes 687 amino acids. Gene Ontology annotation, molecular function: guanyl-nucleotide exchange factor activity. The record is from RefSeq and is a predicted model, not a curated record. Gene Ontology annotation, biological process: Ras protein signal transduction; positive regulation of GTPase activity. The transcript has 16 exons.
AGAGAGAGAGAGAGAGAGAGAGAGAGAGAGAGAGAGAGAGAGAGAGAGAGAGAGAGAGAGAGAGAGAGAGAGAGAGAGCUCGGCUGUGUGUUGCUGAGCCGGGGGACCGUCGGAGCCUCUGCAGUAUCUGACCUGAAAAAAACACAACCCGCCACCGCUCCUGCCGCUGCUCAGAAAACCCACGACACGCGAACGCACCGGGCCGGGCGGGUUCUCCUCCUCCAGGUGUGUGAGGAGGAAGAGAAGAAAAAAAAAUCCUCCAGCGUCGAUCCGCCGUCAUUCGUGUCGGAGAUAUCACGGAGAAACCAGCCGCCGGUGAAAUAACACGGCCCCGGAGUCCCGGUUCAGCUCACGGAGGAACCACCGGGGAGCUGCGGAGGCGCAGGGCCGACAGGGAGAGCUCUGUUUGGGGUUCAUAUUAUCAGGUUCUUUUUCCGCCGACGGAUCGGUCGCUCGGCGCCGGAGCUCGGUGUUUACGCGGCGGCUGCAGAGAGAGCAGAGAGCCGGGGCAGAGGACGCGGUGCAGCGGGGAGGAGCGGCCGAGAGCCGCCGCCGCACGGAGCAGGUUUCUGGGGGAUUUUUGGCAGGAGGAGGGGGGGGGGGGUCGCGGUGCAGUGAUCCGAGAGAGAGAGAGAGAGAAGGACUCUCUACCGCCUACAUCCACCACUCACCCCCCCCCCCCCCCCCCCCACCUCCGCCUCCACCAAUGGGUUAAAAUCGGUUUGUUCCUCCAGAGAAGCCGCGCUGAGCCUCGGAGGGUCCGUCACACCUGCUCACACCUGCCCGCCCCGACCUGCAGGGGCUGUAGGAUGUAGGAACCAUCUGCCCCCCCCCCGCACCCCCCACCUCUGUCUCCCUGUAUCAUCAUCCUUUAAACACCCCCCACCCCCCACCCCCCCCCCCCCCACCCCACCCAGCGUCCCACCAUGCCGGCGGGGAUGAAACCGCUGGAGAAGUUCCUGAAGAAGCAGACCACGGCGCUGACCCGGGCCGGAGGCUUCGUCGGCGGGGUGGCGGACAAGGCCAGCGGGGGGACCGGGGCGUCCCGUCGGAGGGCCAGCCUGUCCCGGGUCGUACCGUUCUUCAGGGAGACAUCACCUGAGAGCGGCCAGGCUCGGGAGGUGUUCAGCCCCGACAGUGAGGACCCCCCCUCCUGGCCCUCAGCUACUGGGACCGGUCUGGUGACGGUGCCCAGCAGCGCUAACGGCUCCGGCUCCGGUUCCGGUUCUGGUUCUGGUUCUGGAGGAGGAGACGUCCGCAGUCCGUCUCUGUCCAGUGACGAGCAGAGCUCUGAGGCCAGCCUGAUCACAGAGACCGGAGGAGGAGGAGGAGGAGGAGGAGGAGGCGGGACUCCUCUUCACCCUGACACUCCAGACAACCUGACCCUCGCCGUGCUGGACAGCGUGGCGGGAAAACGUUACGGACACUGUACAGAAACCCUGCUGGAUGACUUCAUGUUGACACAUCCCAUCUUCCUGACGGCCGACAGGUUCCAGCAAGUUCUGCUGCAGCAAUUCAGUCUGGAGAUGGAGGGGAGGGGGAGAGAGAGGGGAGGCAGGGAGGGGGAGGCUGAGAGGAGAGAUGGAGGAAGAGGAGGAGAGAUGGAGGGAGAAACAGAAGGAGGGCUGGACGCAGCAGAGAGGAAGCAGGCGGUGCUGAACGUGGCGUUUAGAUACCUGGACACCUACAGAGAGCUGCUGCAGGAGGAGGGGGAGCGCAGCAACAGCUUCCCAAAGGAGCUGUACCUGUGUGCGGUCCAGGAGUUGAGCCGGUUCCCUGAGCUGGUGGAGGACGUCCUCAAACUGCAGAGAUGGACUGAGAUCUUACACUGCCCCUCUGAAGAGGAGAAGGAGAGCAGGAAGAAGCAGGUUCGCCCUCUGUUCAGACACUUCAGACGCAUUGACGCCUGUCUGCAGCCCAGAGAGGCCUUCAGAGGCUCCGAUGAGAUCUUCUGCCGGGUCUACACUCCGGAUCAUUCCUACGUCACCAUCAGGAGUCGCCUGUCCUGUCGGGUCGGAGAGAUUCUGGCUCUGGUCCGAGAGAAGCUCCAGUACAGUGAAGACCAACCAGUUCUGCCUGGGAACCUCAUACUGGUGGCCGUCACAUCAGCCGGAGAGAAAGCCGUGUUUCGUCCCAGCGAUGAAGCCGUGUUCACCACACUGGGAGUCAACACUCACCUGUUCACCUGUGAACCCUCCGAACUGGACUCACUGCUUCCUCUUCCUGAGGAGAUCCACUGGACGCCAGGGGACAGCAAACUGCACGACAUGUCCGCAGAGGAAGUGGCCAAUCAGCUGGUGGUGUUUGACUGGGAGCUCUUCAGCUGCGUCCACGAGGUGGAGUUUGUGUGUUACGUGUUUCACGGAGAGCAGUCGCGCUGGCGCCCCCUGAACCUGGAGCUGGUACUGCAGCGCUGCAGCGAGGUGCAGCACUGGGUCGCCACGGAGAUCCUGCAGUGUCAGUCGCUGCCGAAGAGGAUCCAGCUGCUCCGCAAGUUCAUCAAGAUCGCAGCUCUCUGUAAGCAGCAGCAGGACCUGCUGUCGUUCCUCGCUGUGGUUCUGGGUCUGGAUAAUCCCGCUGUCAGCAGACUACGACUCACCUGGGAGGGACUCCCGGGGAAGUUCAGGAAGCAGUUUCAGCAGUUUGAGAGCAUCGCAGACCCGUCCAGGAACCAUAAGUCCUACAGAGACCUGAUGACCAGCCUGAGACCUCCACUGAUCCCCUUCACACCUCUGCUGCUUAAAGAUCUCACCUUUCUUCACGAGAGCUGUAAGACGUUUCACGGCGAGCUGGUCAACUUCGAGAAGAUGCAUAAAGUGGCAGAGAUGGUGAGGAUCAUCAGACGGUACAGGAGCAGUCAGCUAGCCAUGGAUACGGAGACGUCCCCCUCCCACCUGCAGACGAAGGCCUACGUCCGCCAGUUACAGGUGAUCGACAACCAGAACCUGCUGUUCGACAUGUCCUGCAAACUGGAGCCCAAAGACACAUAAAGAGACGGACGGAGGGAGAGACAGAGGGACGGGAUGGAGAGGAAGACGUUUGUGUCCAGAAACAACCAAGCGAAGAAGCAAAGGAGGUUCAGGUAGAAAGAGAGAGGAGGGAAACAUGAGUCUCAUACUGGACCUGGAAAUCCAAAACCUCCUCUUCAUCCUCGUCUACCUCCAUCAAAAAAAAACAAAUAACAACAAAGGAAACACUUCUCCUCGCUCUGUUUAUUUUUCACUUCCUUUCAUUUUCUCUCUGUCCUCCUGUCUCAGCCCUUCCUCCUCCUCGUCUUCCUCCCUCAUCCCUCCUUCAGGAGGUCCAGUCCACAGCGCUGACACUAAAACACAUGUGGAGGAGGUUCGUCAGACUCGACCAAAACCUCAUCAUGUGGAAACACACGGACAUUUUUCACUCAGAGUUUGUGGUUAAACCUUCAGCAGCAGGUCGCGUUCGCUCGGCGCUGAACGUCCAUAAAUGUCUGCGGCGAGCGUUCAGGAACCUCCCACCAGCAGCUUUAAACGUGUUUGAGAACCUUUGUCCACAGCAGGUCUGAGACACAUCGCUGCUCCGGAGUCCGACCUCUGACCUCUGACCUGGUUCAUUUCCCCGAGGGCUCAGACACGACAAAGCUGAAUCAGGAAGUCACUGAAGAAGAAGAAGAAGAAGCGAAUACUCGGGAUGCUGUCGGACGUUUAAGAACGCUGGACUCUUCUGUUUUCGUCACGUUCUGUACUUUCCCGCCCCCUUGUCCCUCCUCAUGUGGCGGCUGACCAAUCAGACUAGAGACAAUCUGACCACCUGAGUGACACCUGUUGACCUUUGAACCCCAAACACAACAGCCCCCGCCCCCUGUGAUUUAUACAGCCAUCUGAAACAGUACCGUAUUGGUCCAAAGAUAAGAUAACAUUCUUCAUUAUCAGUUUAGAGCUGCAACGACUAAUCGAUUAAUUAAUCGAUUAAUAAAUUUUUUGAUUAACAGAAAAUUAAUUGGCAACUAUUUUAAAAAUCAACUUCUAGUUUCAGUCAAAAGUCAGUAAAAACUUCAGUGUUUCAGCUGCUUAAAUGUGAACAUCUGUUGCGUGUUGCGUCGUAAUGGUACAAUGACUAUCAGAGAAGACACAGCGUUUGAUGACGUUACCUCGGUCUUCAGCAAACUGUGAGAUCUGCAGAUUGAUCAAUAAUAAAAAUAGUCAUUAGUUGUGAUCCUCAUGGGUCGUUCGAAGCCUUCAGGUUUCUUCUAGUCCAUCUACAGAGUCUUUCAGAUUCAGUGUGGGAGGAGUUCCCGACGGCUCAUGAAAUCAGCUCUGUAUCACAGACAACUGGACACCACAAUCAAAGAUGGCCGAUGGCCGGGUUCACAGAGCAGAACCAAACAUCGACCGUCGUGGCGGGAAGCUCCAACGGACGAGAAGAUGAGAUGAUCCGACAGUCUGACAUCAUCAGAGAGCGACGAUGACACUGAUCCACAAGCUGCACAUAUGUGGGACGAAUAUCUCCGGGAAACUUUCCCCAACAGUUUCAGUCCGACAGAAGAGUUUCAAUUCUUCCUAAAGUCUUUUUCCAGAAGCAGGUGUUGGAUAAAAAGGUGUCGUCUUAUGUUUGGACCAAUACAGUUCUUCUGCAUUAAGCAUCUCUAUUAAUCUGCGCAGAGACGAGUGAAAUAUAAGUCCACAUCUCAACAACACAUCGUACGGCCAACAGGCUGACUGGAAACCCUGGAACUGAACUGGACAUAUUAAAAUCCCGCCGUACAAGGACGAGCAAAAAACACCACGUUAAGAUCUACAAACAACAGACGGAGAGAAAUGUUCCGACCUGAGGACGUCGCCGACAGACGAGCGAUUCUCUCAGAGACGAGUUCAAAGACAAAAAUCUCUGCAGGAGAUUUAGGAGUGAAACAAAUCGUGACACUAAACCAGUUUCUGUGCAGCUGGAAGCGACUGCACCACGUCUCAAACGGUGGCGUCUGAAUACGAGUUUACACCCGAGUCUCCGGCGCUCAGAAACCUGCGAUCUGGAUUUCAUGAGUAUAUUUUUCCAUCAAAUGACUGAACUCUUUUACAGAGGACCACAUUAUGGAUCUGUACCUGAACUCACAGUACUGGUUGUGUCCAUGGUUUACAUCAGUGGUAAGGGCUGUUAGGCCGACCUCUGACCUCUGACCUCUGACCUCUGAUCAGUGGUUUCUAUCAGCUGCCAUAUUUCACACAGAGCAAUCAGGAACUAGUUUCUAUCUGAACCCUUCAUAUUCCUCCAGGAUUGAACCUAAACAGUGAUGUUGUGUUCACUGACAGUAUCUGUGACGGACUUACGGACACUUGUCACGGUGCGUUCACGGACAGUCAGGACGCUGGACGAGAGUGUGUAGAUGCUGGUUUUCUACCGAACGUUUCAGUCUGAAGACAUUGACGAACUCUUUUAGUUUCGGGACUUUGAUGAUGAACAUUGUCAUUAAACGUCUCUCACGGCGUUUUAAUUCACAGCGUUUUCACUUUAAAGGACCGCGCUGCUGUUUUCGUAUGUUUUCACCCUUUCACGUCAAAUCAUGAACGCAGCGCUGAGAACGAAUUCAUUUCUAGAGAACUCAACUUGCAUAAUCUGUAAACCUACAGCCGGACUGAUGUUAAUUUACCACAAAUCAUAAUCAAUUCUUUUCUCAUGAACCCAAAAUAUUCAGGAGAGAUAUAAAAAAAAAUAUUAAAAAACGUUGAGAGAAAUAAGUCAGGUUUUAGUAUUUCAAAAUAAAGCUGUAAUGUUAUGAAGAAGCAGCCAUAGUAGUUGAAGAAAAAGAGUUUUCAUUUUACUAAAAAAGUUGUAAGUAAAUAAAAAGCUGCAGCUUUAUUUGAAAAAUCUUGAUAUUUCAAGGAAAAGGAAAAAGUUCACUUUAAUAAUUGGUCUUAGUAUCUGAAACUGGGAGAGAGGAUCACCCUUGUAAAAAUUUGCCAGCUCGCCCUAAACCAGUGGUUCCCAACCUGUGGGAGGGGGCCCACUGGUGGGCCGCGAAGGUAUAGCAAGCGGGUCGAUCAUUUACGAAAUGGUGCGAUUUUGGUCAAAAAAAGAAACAUUUUAAAAACUCUUCUCGUUGUUUUUUCGUUUUUUUCAUAUUAAUUCUUAUCACUGUGAUAAUAUAAUUACAGGAACUUUUAUGUUGUCGCCAGCCGGACGUCUUUGUAUGUACAGCUGGUUAGCAACAGGAAGAAUUAAAAGGAAAGACACAAGAAGAGACAGAUGGUGACUCUUCCUCUGUUUUCAGUUCAUUCCUGAACGUUCGAUCGUCACCAUUAAAAUAAAAAGUUCUCAGAGACAAUAUUUGUCCUGACGAGGUUCGAUGUUAGGCGCCAACAUUUUUGAGAUUUUCAAGUGGAACAUGAGUUAGAAAAGGUUGGGAACCACUGGUCUAAACCUGAGAAGUUGUUGGAGAAGAUAAAAACGUAACAUCCAGCUCUUAAGAAAAACAAAAACAUGAUCACAUUUGUAGAGAAAUGAAGUUGAAGUUACUGGUGAAGUUUCGUCUUCAUUGACGAACUGCAGCGUUUCUUUGAGCGGCAACUGUCCGUCAGUGAAUCGCUCCAUAAACCUUGAAGGUAAAUCAUUUAAUCAGCUAAUGGACACUUUUUAUCAUCAACCCGCACUGACACUUUCUUGUGCUCUCGUAGUUUUCAGUAGAUUCAUGAUUCAGUCGGUUUGUGCAAGUUGAGUCUUGAAAUGUAUGAAAACUGUUUGUCUGGAAAACGUAAAAACGUGAGGUUUUGUUGGAGAAAAUGGGUGAAAACAUGCAAAAACAACAGCAGCUGAAAGUGAUCAUGAGCUGAUCGAACUGAUAAUCACGUGACAGCCAAUCAGCUGUUUACAGGACGACAUCAGACCAGAGAGACAAACACAAACAUCGACAGGAGAACUUUAUUUUCUCAGCGAUUGGGGAUCGAACCGUCGUCACAUCUGAACAACCAAUCCUCUUCGAAGGACGGACCCGAUCGGCCCCCCGCAGAGCCGCCCUGCCGUUGGUCAGUUCGACGUUACGGCGGGCGGAGGUCCGAGGCAAUAACAGAGCGACAGGAAGUGAAGCUGGUUUGUCGACUUCUCGCAUCAACGAAGCACUUUUGCCGAACCUCAGGGCUCAGAGACACAGAGAGGUUUUAUUUACUCUUUAUUCUCGGUUUUCAGUAGAGUUCAGUUCAGUUGAGUCCAGUUGUGUUGCAAUCGAUUGAUUCUGUGUUUGUACAGCUGAUCUCACUUCAGUCAUAUUUACUAUAAUAAUAGAAAUUUAUAGAGUUGUUGUUUUUAUGCUGUGAUCUCCACCAGGUCUGAGUCCAGGUUUUCCACACUGAGACUUGAUUUGAGUUUUUGAGCAACAGAUCAAAAAAGAUAAAAGAAGAGAAACUCCAUGUGAAGUUGAAUUAAGAGUUUCCUUAUCACACCUGGGACAGAGACCUGCUUCAUGAAGAACACAAGUGUGUGAUUAUUUGCAUGUGAUGAGAAAGUGCGAGGCAACUUAAAAAGUCAUGAUCCUCCAUCAGUGCAACAAUCUGAUGAGGUCCAGGGCCGGAGUUUGGUUUGUGUCAGCUCAGGUCCCAGGUGUGCAGGAAAAGGAAACUGUACAAAGGAAAAAGUUGAGUUUAGUGUUUUAUUUCUUAUGAAUUCAGCUUUUACCUUAGAAAAUAAGUAGUUAUGCAUUUACAGACUUAAGAAAGAAAAUAAGAUUUUAGGGCUCAGCUGAAGACAAAAUGAUGGAGGUUUCUUCUUUUUUUUUUGCAGAGCACUGAAGAGUUUCACUACAAGAUGUUGUGUCAAAAAAACAAAAACAUGCUGUGAAUCUCUUCAUGAAAAUUCAUGGAUAUUUCUUCCUGCUGACAAAUCCAUAAUAGUUUGAGAAAAUUUAAAUUAAGUUGAAAUUUAGAGGAAAAAGUCAUAGAAUUUUUUUUUUAUCGAAAAAAUAAAUAAUUAAAUUAAUAGCAUUAAUUACAUUAACAAUCCCUUUCUUCAAAGAGCCCCUUCAUUAUAUCGAACCCUCAUUUAACAAUUUAUAAUCUUUACAUGAGUCAGAGUAAUUUUCACAGUCGGACUGAAACUCUUCAGUGCUUCAGGAUCAGGUUUGUAAAAUUUAUCUGAAAAGGUGUAAAUGGUUUGAAAAACUGUUCUGUGCUCAGCUCUGGUGGCCGGUGAGACUUUAUCAUUCUGCAUCUGUACCAUAACAUCCUGUUCGUAAAAGCUCAGUGAGGCUGAUCCCGUCCAGAAACAACACCUCUCACACAGACGACCUUUCAGCAGGUCCAGGUCCAGGUCCAGGUCCAGGUCUAGGUCUGACAACUUAAAAUUAAAGGUGGUUUAAAUAUUUAUAUUAUAUUUCACAGCCUAGCUUUUAAUUCGAUAAAACUGGGGCUUUGUAGAUGCAGUGUAAACAGAAUUGAAAGAAAACAAAACAAUUGUUUCAUUGAGUGUAGUCUGUUUCACCUGUGACCACACCCACCAGUGAUGUCACGGUGUACUGACCACACCCAGAGUACAAGUCUAUGUCACUGCAGCAAAGUGAAAACGACAACAACCGAGAUUUUCACCUGGAGUUUGAAGCUUUUUUUGAAGUGCUUCAGUCAUUUUACAGAAAUGGUGUCGGCUGUGAAGGAGCAGUCCGACAUUCGUCCCUCAGUUUAAUUUGAAAUAAAACCUCAGGACAGAAGCAGAAUAAAAAUCAACAUGAUGUGUGAACUGAAGCUGUUUGAUUCUGGACGGGACACAACCAUAAAAACUUCACUUUGACAAAACUUUAUAUCGAAUACAGAGUCUUAAAACCGUCUUGUUCUCAAAACUGAUAAAGAAAUCGAGUUUGAAUUUCCAGGAACAUGAGUUUCGAGAACUACUCUAAACACAAAAAUGAAUUCGUUCAAGUUCAAACUUCAGACAACACCAGUUCGAGUCUGACCUCUCGAAAACACAAGUUCAUAAACCUUAACUCACAAGUUUAAGUUUGUCCUUCCAAGAUCUCCAGGUCUUGGUUUGAACUCCAGCUAGAACUCCCAUUAACACCAGUUUGAAGUCCUAAGAACUCCAGCUCAAAUGCCAUUAGUUUAAAUCCCAAAACCAGCGGCUCUAGAGAGGCCAGUUUCUCUUAGUCGUUGAGCCGUUAGAAGAAUAAUGUGAACUCAAAGUGAGUUUUCAGGACUCUGUGUUUGAUAUCAAAGGUCCUGUCGAGGAGACGUUUGCGGCGGUUUGGUCGGGUACAAAGUGUGAAACCCAGUGAAGAUGACAUCAUCACUAGUCUGGCUCUCUCAGGACCACUUCCUGGGUGUUGGGUGUUUCAUUAUGGAUCCCACCGAAGCCCUGAACCCGAACUGUCUCUAAUCUUAACCCAAACAAAACCAUCCUCAUCAAACCUAAUCUAAACUGACCAAACCGUCUGGCUUUUCGGGCCAAUCACAGCCCUGUAAUUCUGCUGGGAUCCAUAAUUUCGGGAGGCGGCGGCGGCGGCUCGUCCGCCGUGUCGCCUGUAUGAAAACACUGAAAAAAUAAAUAUGUGUAUAUAUUGCAUCCUGUAAAUAGGCAAAUACUAACGAAGACUCUAUUUUAUGUAUGAGCUGAGAGAGAGAGUGACGCUAACUCAAGGACAAAUAUUUGAUUUGGUGUUUUUUAUUUGCAGAAGUGAGAGAACGUGUACAGUGGUGGCAGGAAGAGAAAGAGAUGAUGAUGAAUUUAUCACUUUAUGAAUUGUACAGUUAAAUUUCUUCAGUUGGAUUGUUCUGUUGUUUUCUAUCUAAAGCUUGGGGUUGUUUGUUUGUUUUGUACAGAAGUGGUUGUUUACAUCGAUACAAGUCCUUAUUUCUGUGAACGUCAGACAGACAACGUGAUUGGAGCAGAGGUCUGGCAGGGGGCGGGGCCGGGAGGGUUGGUGUCAUGUUACAAAAUAUUCCUGACAAACAACAAAAAUAAUAAUUAGAGGAUUAGUGCAGUGUAUUGUAACGAAAGAUGGAGAAUCAAAGCAAAGUGGAAAAAUAAAUAUCUUCAGGACAAAUUUUAACAUUUUGAGAAAAAGAUCAUAAUAAACCAGAAAAAAGUCUUAAUUUUUCAAAAUUAAAGUUCGUAAUAACAUAAAGUUUUCAUUUCAUUAGCACAAUUUUAUUAAAAAUAUAGUUGUAAAUGUCAAUAUUUUAAGAUUAAUGUCCUAAUUUAGAGAAAAAGUCACAUUAUGAGCUUUAUGAGGUAAAUUGUAAUAUGAGAUAAAUUUGUAAUUUUACAAACGUCAUUAUGUUAUUUGAAGAGAAAUUGUAAAUUUAUGAGACAAAGUCCCAAUAUGUAUUAUUUACCUGAAAAUAUUGGAUUUUAAUCAGAAAAGAUUAAUUUUAUUGGAAUAAGUCGUACUAGAAAAGAAAGAAAUAAAAGUUGGAAUUUUAUGAGGGAAAUCAUGAUAUUUAAAGUUGUUAUUUUGCAAGACAUUAAAUGAUAAUUACAAUAAAUAAAUAACAUUCUCUUCUGUCUGUUCUUGAAAAUGAUUUUCCUCAUACAAUUACAACUUUUCUGUUUGUCUAACUCUUGUAAAAGUAAAACUUUAUUUUUAAAAUCUGUAUUAUGAAUUAUAAUACGACUUUUUCUUCAAAUUUUAUGUUUUUUUUCUCAAAAUUAUCACUUUGUUAUUGAAAUCACAGAUUUCUCUUUUCUGUAUCGAGGCUCUGACUCUGGCUGGUAGAGAUUAUAGACAUGUUUUAUUUAAAGUUAAGUUGCCAAUGAGACAUUCAGGUGUUUCCAGAUUUGCAGUUUUUCUGAGAAGUGAACGAGAGAAAAAGUACAAACCAGUUUAUGUAAAAAAUGUAAAAAGUAAAUACAGAACAGAUUUUUAAGUUCAGCGACUUAAAGAGUUGAUGUUGAUGGAAAUCGAAUUAUUGAGAAAGUUAUUGAUUAUUCUGAAUCUAAUUGAAGUUGAAGUGUUCAUUCAGGUGAAGUUUGUAAAGUGACUUGAAGUCCAGCUGAAGUGAUUGAAAGGUCUGGGUGUGAGUGUGGCUCCUGCAGACCUCUGCUCUCUCUGCUGUUGCACUACAGACACUGAAAUAAAACCUCUGGACAACAACAACA